GACAUAUUUGUAUGAAAAUGUAUUAAAAGCGAUAAGUUAUUCGUCUUAGAAAUGUUUUGUAGGUUUUGUUUCACAGUGCUGUGGCUGUUACGAUGAUUUGGUUAUGCGUAUGUAGCUUGCUUCGAUAUUAAAAUGGCGGAUGUCUCAAGUAAUGACCGCAAAAUAAAGCUUACUAAAAACGGAAAAGUUGUAAAACGACGAUCUCGGAACCCAGAAGAAUGGCACAAACAAAAACAAAAACGUCUCCGUAUAGCGGGGCUCGAGUACAUAAAUGCAAAUGGCAAAAUAGUUCCUCCAAAGCAGCCUGGCCCCGACUGCAAUUGCCGCCGUAAAUGUUUCCAGAAAGUGCCUGAAGACAUCAGAUUGAGAACAUUCCACGGUUUUUAUUCCAUGAAAACACACGACGAGCAAAAUGCUUACUUGUUCGGUCUCAUGCGGCAAGUGGAUGUUAAGCGCAAGAGAGUCAAGGCUAGCAGCAGGCGUACUUGCACAUUCGAAUAUUUUAUCCGCGUCAAGGGACGCGAGACCCAGGUCUGCCAGACGGCUUUUAAAAACAUUCAUGCCAUUACUGAACGAAAAGUUCGAGUAUUGUGCAAGAAAAUGGAUGAUGGAGUUAUGUUUCCCAGUGACAACCGUGGGAAAAACAGCCAUCGUCGCUCUGGAGAAGUACGGCUUCCAAAUACAGUGAUUGAGCAAAUUAAAAACCAUAUUUACUCUAUUGUUCACACUCACCGUCUCAAGGACUUCAUAAGGCUGGAUAAAAUUGCUGGUUUGGAGAUAAAUAUUUCCAAGAUGUGGAAAGAUUACAUUAAGACAUAUGAUCCAGAAAACAUAACAGCCACCAUGCCCAAGUCUAAAAGAGGUUCUGAAAUGCCUUUGCCAAAUGAAAUGCCUCCACAACCUCCACAGCCACCUGUCACUCAAGAACCAUUUGCCCCACUGACAUAUCCAGGCAGUGGCCAUCUUGUCAACUUGGCAGAAAACUACUUCCAGAACCAGUAUCAAUCGGCAGCACUGGCCUCUACUGGCACUCAAACAAACUUCUAUCAGACUCAAAAUGGAGCUCAGAGCAUGGGAAUUCUACUUCACUCCUCAGCUGCAGCACGCCCGGCCCCACCAACAACUGCCUACAUUGUGCUGCAGACAAAACCGGAACCAUCAUCAUCAUCUCAAAAUCAAGCUAUUGCUUACAAUCAAAAUCCAGGGCAAGAGCGGGAGGAACCAGCAAAAGAGAAAAAAGUAAAGAAAGAGAGAAGGAGAGGUCCUCUGGUAAAGCAGUGGAGAUACACUAAUAUCUUCCACUACGAGAUUAAUGGAGCAGCUCUUGCAGCAAUUAAAACAAGACUGGGCAUGUACUAUGCUGAGAGUGAUGCUGCAAGGAAAAAGGCCAAGCAGGGCCGUCCCGGAGAAGGUCCGUCUACUGCCCAGACGCCUGUUGAACAAAUACGACCAACUCACACUGUUACUAUUUACACCUAAAGUUUAUGGCUAGGUUUACUGCUGUGAGUGACAACUUGAACAUGUUUAAAGCAGGGCUAACAACAUACAAAAAUUUAAAGGG
Cydia amplana is the source of this 1561-nucleotide messenger RNA. RefSeq lists its product as uncharacterized. The coding region runs from base 133 to 1479 and encodes 448 amino acids. The transcript is spliced from 2 exons. NCBI's taxonomy places the organism in Eukaryota, Metazoa, Arthropoda, Insecta, Lepidoptera, Tortricidae. The record is from RefSeq and is a predicted model, not a curated record.